AAAGACUGGACGGAAAGGGCACAGUAUCAAGUGCAACGUCGCCGCGUCCUCAUCUAUUGAGAUAUUUCGAAAGAUCGAAUUUAGAAUUACAUACAACAUGAAAUUCUUGGUGAUCGUUUUUGUGGCCCUAAUUGCCAUUGCUUCCGCAUUAAUACAAUUUGGAUUCGGUGGAUUCGAAGGAGGAUUCGGUGGCCAACAGCAGCAUCAGCCGUAUAAGGGAUUCAGUGGAGGAUUCGGCGGUGGUUUCGGACAACAACAGCAGCAACAGCAAGAGGGAUUCGGUGGAUUCGGAGGAGGAUUCGGUGGCCAACAGCAGCAACAGCAGCAAGAGGGAUUCGGUGGAGGAUUCGGUGGUGGUUUCGAACAACAACAGCAGCAACAGCAAGAGGGAUUCGGUGGUUUCGAUCAACAGCAACAACAACAACAGCAAGGAGACUUCUGAAAUAAUUUCCUUAUGGAAUCGUCUUUAAAUUAAUUAAAUAACACUAAAAAAAACAAAAA
Drosophila rhopaloa is the source of this 501-nucleotide messenger RNA. Its product is annotated as 34 kDa spicule matrix protein-like. The transcript has 2 exons. Bases 98 to 442 code for a protein of 114 amino acids. The record is from RefSeq and is a predicted model, not a curated record. Lineage: Eukaryota; Metazoa; Arthropoda; Insecta; Diptera; Drosophilidae.